This is a messenger RNA of Lacerta agilis (Sand lizard), 3303 nucleotides long. It is a transcript of the gene HPS4, whose product is annotated as HPS4 biogenesis of lysosomal organelles complex 3 subunit 2. The coding region runs from base 652 to 1938 and encodes 428 amino acids. The transcript is spliced from 13 exons. The record is from RefSeq and is a predicted model, not a curated record. Lineage: Eukaryota; Metazoa; Chordata; Lepidosauria; Squamata; Lacertidae. Gene Ontology annotation, biological process: vesicle-mediated transport.
GUUGGGCUCCCUGGGCUCACCCCGUGAGCGGAAUGGAAUUGGGGCGCGGCCACUACACGAAAGCAGUUACUUGGCUGUGUUUCUUCUCGUUUCCUUUUAAAAAUCUUGUCCUUCCUUCAAGACACAGUCCCGUGUUCAAGGGGCAGGACCUCACAACAAACCUGCGAGGGUGAAGGAAGUCACGCCCAGAGCAGGAAUCACAAGACAUUCGAGAGCUUCAAAGAAUCUUGGUUUGGAGGCUUCAGCUAAAACGUUCUUCAGUCCCCAAACUGGCAUCCAAGUGGCUGCUGAGAUGCUAAAUAAGGUCUUUGUUGUUUCUCUUGUCCUGACUGACUGACUGAGCAUCCAUAUUUGGUGAACAUCCACAUUCCCUUGCUUUGGGGUGCUGAUUUUUGGAUGAAUGUGCUUGGCAUGAAAAUGAGGCUGAGGGGGACCUGUUGGCAUCAGCAUCUGUAAGAAAGCCCCCCUCCCAGCCACCCAUUGGGGGGAUUUGGCCAUCCCUAUUCAGACCCCACUCAGGAGCUAAGUAUGUGAUGGGUUCUUGGAGCAAUCAACCACCUCCUGGAAUAUGAAUCUAGUCCUCUUCUACCUUUUUCUGAUGAGAAGCACUGUAUGAAGAUAAUGAGAUGUGGUGAAGAGAAUCUGAGUUAAAUGGCGGACUGUGUGCAGUCUGAUCCAACAUCCAGGGCCUGGUGGAACUGCUUUUUCCUCUAUGACGGCUCAAAGGUGAAGGAAGAAGGAGAUCCUACGCAGGCUGGGAUCUGCUAUUUCAACCCCCGCCAGACUCCUCUGGACCAUCAAGAGCUUUUGUGCGGGCAGAUAGCUGGCGUGGUUCGCUGCAUGGAGGAGAUUUCGGGCUCUCCACCUGGCCUCAUACGGUUGAGGAAGCUCAAGCUCUCCGUGAAAGUGGAUGGAAGCUACAUCUGGGAACGUGCCCAGGAGGAGCUGGACCAGGCAUGGGAUCGCUAUAUGGAGCACCUGCAGCAAAACACCACUGACCUACACCAGAUCUUCAACUCCCUCUGGGCCUUGGACAAAACCAAAGUGGAUCCUUUGCUCCUGCUGAAAGCAGCCCUCAUCCUGCAGACCUGCCAGCGCACCCUCCAUGUCCGGGCUGGAUGCAUUUCCUAUCAGGGGCUGGUUGUCAGCACUCAGCUGCCGCCAGACCUCACUGCCCGAGUUCUGCUGCAGGAGGUGGACGUAGCCUCAGAGGGCGAGACAGGAAAGGGGGCUGUGCUGCAGACUCAGGAGCCCCCUUUACCUCCAGGGGUCCGGAUCACCGCUGUUUACCUUUUGGAUGAUGAAGCAGCCGCCCUCCGGGACUUCCCCGUGGAGUGGAUGGUCAGGUCCCAGGGAGGCCCAGGCAACUGCAAAGAUGGCCCAAUUUCUGCUGGAGCAACUGGUGGGUCAGGUGGCCCCACUUUGGUAAGGAUGGUCUUGUAUGUCCACCAUGUUCGAGGCUUGGUGCUCUCCCUCCUGGCUGAAGAGCACUUUGCACACACCAAAACCUCUGUUGAGGAUGUGUAUCACAGCACCCUGGCCUCCUUGAAUGGCCUGGAGGUCCACUUGAAGGAGACCCUCCCAAAGGACAGCCUCUCCACAGCCAAGGUCACCUAUGGCUUUGCGCACUAUGAUGCUGUGCAGAAGGUCCUGGCCACCAACUUCCUGCCUGCUAAUAGCCCCCCAGACCGUUCCUUCCUGAGGGCAGCCAGCCUGAUCCAUGCCAAUUUCCACCAGCUGCCCACGGCUUCAGAAAUAAUGGUCAGGAACACCUCGACUGCUGUGUAUGCAUGUCGGAGUGCCGUCCAGGAGACCUACUUCCAGCAGGUGGCCUCCCCUCUGCGCAACUCAGGAAUGCCCAACCCUCACGACAGUGCCUUUGGCCUGGCCAGCAAGGCGAAGCAGAAGCUGCUCAAGCAUGGAGUGAACCUCCUCUGAGACCCAGGAGGCUCCUUGCAUGGGCUGCAAUCCUCCAGGACUUCUUACAGAGUUACCAGUCUUUGUUGGUUCGGUUCCAUGAAAUGGGUUGAGGACCGUCAGGACUUCAGAGCCCCACCGUGUGGCUGGUAGAAGCCCCGCCAGCCAGGCCCUCGGCCCAGACCCUCAGCAAGCCUUGGCCAGAGAGCAGCCGCUGCCUCACCACCCCUCUGCCCCAUCUCCCCCCCCCUUGGCUCAGUUCCAGCUGGGAGAGCACACGGAUGCCCACCCCCACCUACCCACUCCAAGGGGCAAGAUCACAGCUCCCCCCUUCCCUGGAGAACUCCUCCGAGGGAACAUGCUCCUCCCAAAAGCACAUCAUUGGACACUCGUCUAUAGACUCUUGCCUGCCUUUGGAGAGCUAGCUUCCCAAGAAAGAUUUUGUUGCUCCUUGCCCUGCUCAUUUUUUCUGUGGAGCUUAGUGGAGUGUAGCUUCAAAACCCUUUUUAUUGGAGGGCUUUUUCUAAACCAGGCCACCCUCCCCUCUCCAAAUUGGAUGCCCUCCAGAUGUUUCUGUGUUUGAAGGCAGUUUGAUGCUUUAGAUGAGCUCUGAAACCUGGAGCUCCUCCCCCCUGGUAACUGACCAGACAUUUUUGUUGCUCUGCAGCUGAGCCUCCUGCCGUGCGCACCCCCACCCCUACCUGCAGGAGGCUCAGCUGCUGCCUUUUCAGCCUCCUCCCUGUGGCCUGCCUGGCUCUUGUGCAUGGGCACAUUGACUCCUGCCAAACACCCCCCCCCCCCAGUGAUGUUGGCCCACCCUCUUCACGGCCGACAGGGCUUGAGGAGACAGGGACAUAGUGCUGAUGGGGACCAGCGGGCCCAUGCAUUCCUCUCCCCCUGCCUUCUGAGGUGGUGGGUCUGGCACCUUUGUACUCCUUCAGGGCAAGUGGGAACAGAUGCACAGCUCUCAGCCGGUUCCGCUUUGCAUCAAGUGCCCAGAUCAUGUCCCAGAUGUUUGCGAAGGAAAAGUGACUGGCUGCCUUCCUUGAGAGUGGGUGUGUUGGGAAGGUCGGAGCUCCUGCCAUCUGCUCUGUAAGCCCCCCCCCCUCCAGCACAGCAAUAAAGUUGCCGCCCAGAAAAGUCCCCUCUUGUUCCUGCCCCACUGGCACCCCACCCCCCUCGCCUGCCAGAAGGCGAGUCACGAGAGUGCUGGCCCUGGGAAGGCAGCAGGGCUGUGGGUGGCUUGGUCUUGCGCCAGGAAGGGGUGUUUGCAAGAGCAACAAAGGCAGGGAACCAAAACAGCUUUUGCGCUGCUGCCUGCGGAGAAGGGCCACUUGCUGCCAUCUGUGAGCGCCAUAUGCUGGCAGCUGGUGGGAAGGCUGCCCA